CCUGAAUUCACCCCUUUUCAUGUCGAUCGAGGAAGGGGAAGGGUUCAGCCAGCUAGCCUUCUAGCUAGCCAUCCGUCCAGGAAGACGGGUCCAAUUCUCAGCUAGCUAGCUAGCUUGCUACUCAAAUCUUUACAGUAGGAAAAUGGCGGCGGGUAACGUCAACCCGUUUAAUCUGAGUGAUUCUGAAGAUGAGGCAGACCAGAGAGCAGAGGACGGUGUUCACAUCGAAAAGAGCCCUAGCGUUGGAACGCAAGGCCCCUCGUCCAACAACCCAUUCUCUCCGCAAGCGGACGCCGAGCCCCCGGCCCUUUUAGUGUCCAGCACCCGGACCAGCCCCAGUGUGGAAGGCAUCUCGGUAUCGGUCGCAGCUGCGGCUAUGACAGUUGCCUUGGCAGAGACCCGGGUCUCGGUAGAUGUGAUCGCUGCUCAGUUAAUACGGGAUCAUUACAUCCUCACGGCCCUUGAGUUUCAUACCGAACUGUUGGAAUCAGGGAGGGAGCUUCCGCGGUUGCGUGAUUAUUUCUCCAACCCGGGCAACUUCGAGAGGCAAACCGGCACUCCGCCCGCUUGUAAAGAACAAGGACUGGGACCAGGGGGACCGCUAAACCGAGCGGGCAGCAUCAGCACAUUGGACUCUCUAGACUUCGCUCGUUACUCUGACGACGGGAACCGGGAGUCGGACGAGAGGGUGGCAGUGCUGGAGUUUGAGCUACGGAAAGCCAAGGAGACCAUUCAGGCUCUACGCACCAACUUGACUCAGGCAGCAGAAAGCGACACUCAGGAGAGAAACAAGAACUACAGUUCACAUCCUGAGACUCAGGAACCUAUCCGCCCACUAGAGAAGCGAGCCUUAAAUUUCCUUGUGAAUGAAUAUUUAUUAAAGAAUGAAUACAAACUGUCGGCCAUCACCUUCUCUGAUGAAAAUGAUGACCAGGACUUUGAGUUGUGGGACGACGUGGGCUUGAACAUUCCAAAGCCUCCCGACCUAUUACAGAUCUACAGGAACUGUGGCUCCGCCCUUCCGUCGCCGCGGAAUACCGUGGACGUAGCCGUGGGAGUGGAGUCAGGCGAGCUCACUGGGAACUACAUUACCCAGAAAUCUGAUCUCUUACAGCAGCAGCAGACGGAGGUAGUUGAGGAGUUGGAGUAUCAGAUUAGUCUACUGAAUGAGGAGAAACAGAGUCUGGCCGACUAUAUCAAGAAACUACAGAGUGAGAUCCAAAGCCUGAGAAGGACAGUGUCCCCCCCUCCUCAUGACCAGGGCUCACAGCCAAACCCCCCCUCCUCCUCCAACCCUCCCCAGCCCCUUCUGGACAACGGUCAGUACCUGGAUAUCAGGGGCGCCUCAGAACCUGAUAAACCCCCACUGAGAGCACCCCCCACUCAGACCAUCAGUAACCCUACACACACCUCUUCACAACCCCAUGCCAAGCUAAAGAGCAGAGGGACGGUGGUGUUUGACCAGCCCAACAGGAAGUUAUCCCCUGCAUUCCAGCAGGCCCUGCUGUCCUUCUGUAAGAUGUCAGCUGACAGUCGUCUGGGUGCAGAGGUGUCGAGGAUAGCAGACAAUGAGGAGAGUGUGAUGCUGAUGUUGGGUCGCUGUCUCCCUCACAUCGUCCCCAAUGUCCUCCUGGCCAAACGAGAGAGAAUGGUUGCACACCUGUGCCAGGAGUUGAUUCCUCUCAUCCUAUGUACAGCGUGUCUCCACCCGGAGCCUAAAGAGAGAGACCAGCUCCUCCACAUCCUCUUCAACCUCAUCAAGAGACCUGACGACGAACAGAGGCAGAUGAUCCUAACAGGUUGUGUGGCGUUUGCCAGACAUGUUGGUCCUACCAGAGUUGAGGCUGAACUCUUACCACAAUGCUGGGAACAGAUCAACCAUAAGUAUCCAGAGAGGAGGUUGUUGGUAGCAGAAGCCUGUGGAGCCUUAGCACCUUACCUGCCUAAGGAGAUCCGUAGUUCCCUGGUGUUGUCCAUGCUGCAACAGAUGCUGGCUGAAGACAAAGCAGACAUGGUCAGAGAGGCUGUGGUCAAAAGCCUCGCUAUCAUCAUGGGAUACAUUGACGACCCUGACAAGUACUCCCAGGGUUUCGAGCUGAUGUUGCUGUCCCUUGGUGACCCAUCUGAGAGGGUGGUCAGUGCUAUCCACCAGGUGUUCAUCCCAGCAUUCGCUGCCUGGACCACAGAGCUGGGAAACCUCCAGACCACUCUCAUCCCCUCUCUACUGGCCCGCAUUGAGAAACUACUGAAGCAGGGAGAACAUGGUCUUGAUGAACACAAGCUCCACAUGUUCCUGUCUGCCCUCCAGUCUCUCAUCCCUCCUCUGUUCUCUGUGGUGAUCCAGAACGCUCCCUUCACACACAGAGUUAACCUGCAAGGAGACAUUCCCCCCAUAGAGGUGACGCGGUUCCCUCGUCCGGCGUCUCCUCUGCAGGAUAUAGCGACUAUCGUUGGCAGCCGGGAGACGCUGAGCGCCCUUCUCAUCCUGUAUGAUUACCAGCUAGAACAUGAGGGCACCACAGGCUGGGACAGCCUGCUAUGGGUGGUCAACCAACUUCUUCCCCAGCUGAUAGACAUAGUAGGUCGUAUUAACGUAGCCUCCACUACGUGUGUCCAUGAGUUCUCACGUUUCUUCUGGAGACUCUGUCGCACAUUUGGCAAGAUCUUCACAAACACGAAGGUAAAACCACAGUUCCAAGAGAUCCUACGGCUCUCUGAAGAGAAUGUGGAUGCUUUAACUGGGAAUGGUAUUCUGACCAAGGCUACUGUCCCCAUUUAUGCUACAGGGGUACUGACAUGCUACAAUCAGGAUGAGGAUCGUAAGCUGCUUGUUGGUUUUCUAGAGGACGUCAUGACGACACUGUCUCUCUCACAUGCCCCCCUGGACAGCCUCAAAGCCUCCUUUGUAGAGCUGGGGGCUAACCCAGUGUACCAUGAGUUGUUACUGACAGUGCUAUGGUACGGAGUGGUCCAUACCUCCGCUCUAGUUCGCUGUACCGCCGCACGCAUGUUUGAGCUGCUGGUGAAGGGGGUGAAUGAGACGCUGGUGGCUCAGAGGGUGGUGCCUGCUCUCAUCACGCUCUCCAGCGACCCUGAGAUUUCAGUUAGGAUCUCUACUAUCCCUGCCUUUGGUACCAUCAUGGAGACGGUCACGCAAAAAGAGCUGUUGGAGCGUGUGAAGAUGCAGCUGGCAUCGUUCCUGGAAGACCCACAGUACCAGGACCAACACUCUCUACACAUGGAGAUCAUCAGGACCUUUGGCCGGGUCGGACCCAACGCUGAGCCACGCUUCAGAGACGAGUUUGUGCUGCCUCACCUCCACAAACUAGCGUUGGGUAACAACGUCCAGGCUACAGAGAGUAAGAGGAUAGACAUUGCUACUCAGCUGUUUGAGGCCUACAGCGCUCUCUCCUGUUGCU
Oncorhynchus tshawytscha (Chinook salmon) is the source of this 3419-nucleotide messenger RNA. RefSeq names its product RAB11 binding and LisH domain, coiled-coil and HEAT repeat containing (gene relch). Lineage: Eukaryota; Metazoa; Chordata; Actinopteri; Salmoniformes; Salmonidae. Gene Ontology annotation, biological process: intracellular cholesterol transport. The record is from RefSeq and is a predicted model, not a curated record. Gene Ontology annotation, molecular function: protein binding. Gene Ontology annotation, cellular component: recycling endosome; trans-Golgi network.